UAUCUUUUUCUCUCCUUUUCUUUCUUUAUCUCCUAUUCCUUAUCCAUUGACAUCGUCAUUUACUUCUUACUCUUUACUUCAUUCUUUUUCCAUUCUCUCUCCCAUGCUCACCAGCUCAUUUUACAAUCUUUUCAUUGCCCUCCACAUCCCAGCUAUUCCCAGUUACUCCCCUUUCUCCUUUCCUAGAAACCCUUGGCCUGCCUUUCCUUGUUUUUCCUUUUCAUAACACUCUCUACUCCUUAACUUAUCCACACUCAAUUCCAUCUAUCACCAUGAAAGCAAAGACCCCCGUCAUGGUGUUGUCGCAACAACAGCAACAACCUUCUCCUCAGCAACAACAACAAACCCAGCCCUUCUUCAAAUCCUCUUUCAAUCAUUUUGCUAAUUAUAACAACAAUAAUAACAAUAACAACGUUGUUAGGAUUCGUCCCAAUCUAUCCCCUUCUCCUUCUUCCCCUUCUUCCCGUACCUCACACUCUUUACCAUUUAACAAACAACAACAACAACAACAACAAUUGCAUCAUCCUCAAAAACAACCUCACACUCAGCAGCAGCAGCAUCAUCAACGCUCAUUACAACUUCGUAAACCUAGUGGUAAUUCGGGUCAAAAGCAUCACUAUUACCAACAAAAACAACAACAAUUCUUUCCUCGCCAUGAUAAAGACUACCAUGAUCUAGAAUCUGAGCAAUCAUACAAUGGCCCAUGCCAUUGCUCUCCUCGUAGUCCAAUCAAUAGACAUUCACAUCGUCAGCUCUCUUCUCAAUCUCGAUCCUCUCCAUCACCGUCAUCACCGUCAUCACCAACAGUAACAUCAGCAACGACAGGGACAAUAGCAGCACCAACACCUGCAUCUGUUCAGGAUAAAAACAACAAGCUUGGAGGAAACAAGACGGACAUGUCUUCAUUUACGUCAGCACCCUCAUCUGCGUCUGAGGUAGGAGGGUCAGUGAGCCCCCCUUCGUUUGCAUCUGUUGUUCGGCCUAGAGCCGCACACUCAUCACCAUGGAAAGCUACAGUGGUCUCAUCAAACUCUCCCGUCACUCCUGUUACUGUUCAGCCUGCCGCUGCUGCUGCCAAUGAUGCCGCUUCUCUCUCCCCCUCUACUGCUUCUGUUAUCUCUGUUACUUCUGAUUCCCCCUCUGUCCAGAGCACUGAUCAGCAGUCUCAAUCAAUCAAUGCAGAAUUAAAUUUGCAGGAGAAGGAGCAUGGACCCACUUUUCAAUCCAACAAACGAUUAAAUACUUUAAGCACAUCUUCCAGAACCCCACAUGAACCAGAAAACACGAGCAGUGGCUAUGAUACAUUUGGGACGGAAGAUGACGCUACUUUUCAUGGCAGUGAUUCAAAUGAUACAGAUUAUUCCUCAGUUGUUUCAACCCCAGAUGAUUCCUUGGUUCUAGAAAAACGUCGCUCUCGGAAAAAGCGAUCCAUUGAAAGGCUUAUCGCCAAGAACAAAACUCUUAAAUCAUCUCUCGCUCAAGCCAAAGCAGACUUGGCUGCUGAAAGACACAGUAGAGCCAUGAUUGAUCAGAUCUACUUGAAGAUCCGAAAGGAACUUAAUAACAAAUUGGAAGAAGAGGAGAACAAGGUGGCUAAUCUAAAAGCCGAAUUAGAGAUGAUGAGUGAAGAGCUGAAGCAGCAAAAGGAAGAACAGAGUCGUAGUAGACAAACAUCAUCCCAAGGGAGUCAUAAUGACAGUACCAGCAAUUCUUACAAGAUUGGAUAUAACAGUUCUACUUAUUCACUCUCCUCAGGACUUACGGGAGGGUUAAUGCUACAUCACUCAAAUUUAUUGGAUAGCGUCUAUGAAGAAGACGAGUUUUUCAGUUAUGUACCAUCAUUAUCAAGCAAGAGCCAAAUGAAGCAAGAGUCCUCUAGUAUUGUACCGACAUCAUCGCCGCCACCGCCAUCGUCACCAUCAUCCCCAUCAUCCCCAUCAUCCCCAUCAUCCCCAUCAUUAUCACAUCUAUCGCCUGAUUCGUUAUCCUUGAAUGUUGAGCAACAUGAUCAAAGUGAUCAAGCUCCAGUAUCUGAUGAAGCUGUUGAGAAAUCAAUCUCCGCUGAAGGCGAAAAGGUAGCUGAGCCUGAGAAGAAGGUUACGUUUUCUAUAACGCCCUGCGACGUUCUCAGCAUUGCUCCAUCUCACUCUACCAUUUUCUCGGUACAGGAAGUCUUCAUCAAGGAUGGGGAAAUUAAGGAUGUAGGGAAUGAAGUCACGAACGAAGAAGAUGAUGAUGACGAGGACGAGGACGAUGAUGAUUCAGAUGAAGCGCCUUGUACAAUGAUGGAGAUCAUGAUCAAAAAGCAACAAUUACAAUCCUCAGAGGAUGAUGUUCAGGAGGAUUUACCGGCAGAUGCCAAUGAGACUUUUGAUUCUAUGGCACAAAAAUUUUUACAUCAGGCUCUUCAUGCUAAAUUUACGCCUGCCCGUAUGAUCCUUCAGUUGGAUGAUCUUUUGUUAAAAUACGAUUCUUCAACAGAAGACCUGGUCAUGGUUCUGGUACAAGAAUCGACAAAAUGGUGGGAAGAUGCACGAAUCGAGGCAGGAGGGCCUCUUACAGGGGGAUGGGGGAAUAUUUCAGGACCAUCUAUUUCAAAUACUGGAGGGAAUCGUAUCAACGCCAGUGCCAGUGCCAGUGCCAGUGUCAAUGUUAAGGAGGCAGUGGAGACUCAAUUCAAAGCGAUCUAUGUACCACUGUUGUUGAAUUAUGUGACAUCCCAUCAGGAACAAAGGAUGUUGCUGGAUAAAUUGGAGACAACCGUAAAGACAAAUGCUCGAUGGAUGCGUAACCAUACGGCUCAACUGAUGGCGCUUUACAAGUUUGAUGUCUUGGAUGCAGAUGCUAUUCUUGAAUGGUGGCGUCUAUUCAAGGAGCCAAAUGGCGUGCUCGGUCAUGGAGGUGGUCUUCGUAGUAUGAGCUCUAAAUUUAUCGCUUGGUUGGAAGAUGAGGAAGAAGAAUCGGACGAUGAUUCUGAUGAUUUGGAUGAUUCUGAUGAAGACGACGAAGACGAAGACGAAAUUGAGGACGAGGAUGAGGACGAAGUUGGUGAAGAUGAUGAGGAUAACUCUGAAUAUGAAGGAGAUGUUGAUAGAAACCUCGUUCGAGGAGGUUCUGUUAAAGAAGGACAAAAAAACAUUGUUGGUCUUCAUCUUUUUGGUACAACAGCAACGACUUUGACAUCAAAAACAUCAUCAUCACCAUCACCAACAUCAUUGCCAUUGACACGGAAUCAACAAGUUUUUAUGAGUUCUCAGGAUGUCUUUAAAUCAUUGGACAGGGACUUGGCAAGAGCUGAGGCAGAGAAGGAGGAGGAGCUUAUGGUGAUUGGCUCGGAUGAUGGAAUGGAUGAUCAACUUUCGAGCACAUCUUCAUUAGAGCGCAUUGAAGAGUCUGAACGGGAACGAAGGAUAAGCUUCUGUACAGAUAACAUGUAUAUUGACCGCGAGGGUCGGAUCAGAGUUGGAUCUGCACCCUCCAUUACAGUGCAAAUGUCGGCAUCCGUAUCAUCGCUGCCGAAGACGAGUAAGAGUACAGUAAUUAAAAACUGUUCACUCCUACUCCAGGAGGAUGUUGAAGGUGUUGAAGGUGUUGAAGAUGUAGAAGAGAUGACAACAGCUCAAGUUGAAUAAGAAAAAUGGAGGGUGGUUGAACUUUUAUUUUUUUUUUAUUUUUUUUUUAUAUACACAUAUAGUUUAGUGAUUUAGCCAUUCUCCACCUCCCACGCACCUCAUAUUAGUUGUCUUUUGCAACAAUUGUACUAUAGAUGCUUCAAUUUUUUAUGGCUAUGCAUCUUUAU
This is a messenger RNA of Lobosporangium transversale, 3799 nucleotides long. RefSeq lists its product as hypothetical. The transcript is spliced from 3 exons. NCBI's taxonomy places the organism in Eukaryota, Fungi, Mortierellomycota, Mortierellomycetes, Mortierellales, Mortierellaceae. Bases 273 to 3632 code for a protein of 1119 amino acids. Gene Ontology annotation, molecular function: protein binding. The record is from RefSeq and is a predicted model, not a curated record.